Molecule: messenger RNA, 515 nt
Organism: Drosophila suzukii
Lineage: Eukaryota; Metazoa; Arthropoda; Insecta; Diptera; Drosophilidae
Gene: Vha16-4
Product: Vacuolar H[+] ATPase 16kD subunit 4
Biological process (GO): proton transmembrane transport
Cellular component (GO): membrane; proton-transporting V-type ATPase, V0 domain
Molecular function (GO): proton-transporting ATPase activity, rotational mechanism
Source: RefSeq, a predicted model, not a curated record
UAUAUUCGGCUGAACGAUGUCAAGUCCGGAGCUAACUUUGGAUCAACCCCAUUUCGCCACCUUUUUCUGCGUUUUGGGUUCCGUGUCGGCCAUUGUCUUUUCCACGCUGGGUGCUGCCUAUGGAACCGCCAAGUCCUCUGUGGGAAUAGCUUCGAUGUCUAUUAAACAUCCCCAGCUGAUCAUGAAGGCGAUUGUUCCAGUGGUCAUGGCUGGCAUUAUAGCCAUCUAUGGCUUGGUGAUUGCGGUCCUGCUGGCUGGAUCGCUAAACAAACAUUAUACCGCCUACAAGGGAUUCCUUAACCUAAGUGCUGGACUGGCGGUGGGUGUCUCUGGGAUGGCGGCUGGAAUCGCUAUUGGCGUGGUGGGUGAAGCUGGAGUCCGGGCAUCUGCCCAGCAGCCGAAACUCUUUGUGGCCAUUAUUCUAAUAUUGAUCUUUGCCGAGGUAUUGGGACUGUAUGGUCUCAUUGUGGCCAUUUACUUGUUUACAAAGUAAUGUGAUGUGAUGUCAAUAAAAA